AAAGUAGAAGAUUCGAUUUUUUUUUCUUCUUUAAAAGGAGUUCGUCUAAAUCUCAAAUAUCGUCAUCAUUUUUCCCCACUUGGAAGCAAAAAUAAAUAUAUAGAGAGGAACCAUUCUCUGGAAACCUCCGAUUCCAUUGAAGAAGUUGAAGCCCAAAGUUCGGUACUUUUUUAUUCUUUCAUGAUAAACAGGAACUGAAGCGUAAAGUGUUGGUCUGUGUUGGUGUUGUCUCAGUGGAAUAUGGCUUCUAAUACUAGUGUAGGACAGAAAUGUCCAUCGCCGAUGAAGGCUACAUCGAAUGGUUUCUUCCAGGGUGAUAAUCCCCUUGAUUAUGCACUUCCUCUUGCCAUUCUGCAGAUAUGUUUGGUGGUUGUACUCACAAGGGGUCUCGCUGUUCUUUUAAGGCCGAUAAGGCAGCCACGUGUGGUUGCAGAGAUCAUCGGAGGAAUUUUGCUUGGGCCAUCUGUUCUGGGUAGAAGCAAGAGCUACUUAGAAGCUAUAUUUCCUCCCAAGAGUCUCACUGUAUUGGAUACCUUAGCAAACCUUGGUCUCAUUUUCUUUUUAUUCCUUGCUGGCCUGGAGAUAGAUCCCAAAGCCCUGCGGCAAACUGGGAAAACUGCCCUUGCAAUUGCCCUUGCUGGUAUAGGGCUUCCUUUUGCCUUAGGAAUCGGUUCUUCAUUUUUACUCAGAGCAACUAUAUCGAAAGGUGUAAAUGCUUCGGCUUUUCUUAUAUUCAUGGGUGUUGCUCUUUCUAUCACUGCCUUUCCUGUCUUAGCUCGCAUUCUAGCAGAGUUGAAGCUUUUAACCACAGAUGUUGGAAGAAUGGCCAUGUCAGCUGCAGCUGUUAAUGAUGUAGCUGCAUGGAUUCUACUUGCUCUUGCUGUUGCCCUAUCUGGCUCCAACACUUCUCCUGUUGUAUCACUUUGGGUCUUCUUGUCUGGUUGUGUUUUUGUCAUUUGUUUGGCUCUCAUUGUACCACCAAUUUUCAAAUGGAUGGCUCGUCGAUGCCAUGAAGGCGAACCGGUAGAAGAGAUAUACAUAUGUGCUACAUUAGCUGUUGUUCUUGCAGCUGGGUUCGUAACCGAUGCCAUUGGAAUUCAUGCCAUGUUUGGCGCUUUUGUGGUUGGAGUUCUUUUUCCGAAGGAAGGGCCAUUUGCCCAUGCUCUUGUGGAAAAAGUCGAGGAUCUUGUAUCUGGUCUGUUCUUGCCAUUGUACUUUGUGUCAAGUGGACUGAAGACAAAUAUUGCAACAAUUCAAGGGCUCCAAUCCUGGGGUCUUCUGGCUUUGGUGAUUUUUACAGCGUGUUUCGGGAAGAUCAUUGGGACUGUUGUGGUGUCCCUUUGUUGCAAAGUGCCUCUUCGUGGAGCUCUCGCACUCGGGUUCCUUAUGAACACAAAAGGGUUGGUGGAACUGAUUGUUCUCAACAUUGGGAAGGAUAGAAAGGUUUUGAAUGAUCAAACAUUUGCUAUUAUGGUUCUAAUGGCUCUCUUCACUACAUUCAUUACCACACCAGUUGUUAUGGCGGUAUAUAAGCCUGCAAGGAGAAAAAUGGACUACAAAUAUAGGACCAUUGAAAGAAAAAAUUCAGAUGCUCAACUAAGAAUAUUGGCCUGUUUUCACAGUGCAAGAAAUAUACCAUCAAUGAUCAAUCUCUUUGAGGCUUCACGAGGAGUUGCAAAGCGUGAAGGACUGUCCGUGUAUGCUCUGCAUCUCAUGGAGCUGUCGGAGAGAUCAUCGGCUAUACUAAUGGUACACAAGGCAAGGAAAAAUGGGCUUCCCUUCUGGAGUAAGGGUUGGCGUUCAGAUUCUGACCAUGUGGUUGUGGCAUUCGAGGCUUUCCAACAACUGAGUCAAGUAACUGUCCGAUCAAUGACUUCAAUCUCUUCAAUGGCUGACAUGCAUGAGGAUAUAUGUUCAACUGCUGAGAGCAAGAGAGCUGCAAUCAUAAUCCUUCCAUUCCAUAAGCACCAGCGAGUAGAUGGCUCUUUUGAAACUACUCGGACAGACUUCAGGUGGGUGAACCGAAGGGUCCUUGAACAUGCACCUUGUUCUGUUGGAAUUCUAGUUGAUCGUGGCCUCGGUGGAACCACCCAUGUAUCUGCAAGCAAUGUUUCUUACUUGAUAACAGUGCUCUUCUUCGGGGGUCCCGAUGAUUGCGAAGCACUUGCUUACGGAGCUCGAAUGGCCGAACACCCUGGUAUCAGUUUAAAUAUCAUUCGCUUUGUAGUGGAACCUGAGUCAAUUGGAGAAAUUUCUACAAUUAAUAUGCAAGAAAACGCUGGCAUCGAAACAAAGUCAUCAGCUGAAGAAUUUCUAUCUCGGUUUAGGAAUCUACAAAAGGAUGAUUCUGUUAGAUACGAAGAAAAAGCUGUCCGAAAUGUCACUGAAAUCAUUGCUGCAAUCCGUGGGGCAGACCGCUCCAAUCUUUUCCUCGUGGGGCGAAUGCCUGAAGGUGAACUGGCCUUAGCUUUAAGGAGGAGAAGUGAAUGCCCUGAACUAGGAGCUGUUGGUAGUUUGCUGAUUGCACCAGAUUUCUCAGUGACAGCAUCAGUCUUGGUCAUUCAACAGUACAAUGGCUACACAUGUCCGAAUUUGGACCCAUACAUGAAAGAAGAAUCACCUGACAAGGAUUCAGAAUCCAGCUAAAAACAUCUUCAUGUUUUUCGUGACACAUGAAGGUUUAAUCACCGAGUCACCUCCCAAUGGCAUGUUUCGAGUUGUUUUAGACAAUAAAGAUCUAAUUCUAGGUUACCUUUCUUUGAAGAUAUGUAAGAAUUUCGUAUAUGUAUAGGCUGGAGAUAGCAACAAGUGGAUAAUACCAUAGCAGGGUACAUAUUUCCAGGGCAAUUCGUGAUAAGCUUUCUCAUAAACUGGAUAAAAAUAAAAUGAAACCCUGUUUUCAAUAAGCAAAGCUGAUGAUACUGCCAAGGAACUCUGUUUUCAGUUGGCACUUUUAAGAGAUUUAAAUGCCAUUCCAAUC
Molecule: messenger RNA, 2980 nt
Organism: Gossypium raimondii (Peruvian cotton)
Lineage: Eukaryota; Viridiplantae; Streptophyta; Magnoliopsida; Malvales; Malvaceae
Product: cation/H(+) antiporter 18
Exons: 4
Coding region: 241-2646 (801 amino acids)
Biological process (GO): proton transmembrane transport; regulation of pH
Cellular component (GO): membrane; endomembrane system
Molecular function (GO): antiporter activity
Source: RefSeq, a predicted model, not a curated record